This is a messenger RNA of Daucus carota subsp. sativus, 2084 nucleotides long. RefSeq names its product probable polygalacturonase. Gene Ontology annotation, biological process: carbohydrate metabolic process. Bases 226 to 1689 code for a protein of 487 amino acids. NCBI's taxonomy places the organism in Eukaryota, Viridiplantae, Streptophyta, Magnoliopsida, Apiales, Apiaceae. The transcript is spliced from 5 exons. The record is from RefSeq and is a predicted model, not a curated record. Gene Ontology annotation, molecular function: polygalacturonase activity.
UAUUAAACGCCCCCGAGGUCUUUUUCAUUCUCUUUCUUCCCUUCCACUGUACUCCAAAAUCCCGCCUGAACUGACUGACAUGGCCACUCCACCCUCUCCUCUUUCACCAAACCCUAAUUUCACAUUCCCCAAUAUCAUUUUCAUCAUCUUUAUCAUUAUAGUCAUGCACUCAUAUCAAUUCCAAUUCAACCAUACUCUCUCAUUCUAUACUCUAUUUCUUGAACAAUGGCAGAAAUGGAAAACCCGACCCGACCCGGUAUUCUCAAACGGGUCACCACCUUUUUUUCACCUCACGCAACUCUCUUCACUAUCCUAUGGAUUCUCGCAUUCUCCUCCGUGUUUUUCUGGCGACAGAAUGUUGUUGAUCGGUUUUUAGUUUCCCGGUCACCGGAAAAGUGGCCGGAUAAUCCGGAAUUCCGGCCAUUUGUGUUUAAUUUGGUGGAUUUUGGUGGGGUUGGUGAUGGAGUUAGUUUGAAUACAGAGGCUUUUGAGAGGGGUGUGUUUGCGAUAUCGAAGCUUGCGGAGAAGGGUGGGGGUCAGCUUAAUGUGCCUGCCGGGAAAUGGCUUACGGCACCGUUUAAUCUUACGAGUCAUAUGACUUUGUUUCUCGCUGAAAAUGCUGUUAUACUUGGCAUUGAUGAUGAGAAAUACUGGCCUCUAAUGCCUCCACUACCCUCGUAUGGAUAUGGGCGUGAGCAUCCUGGUCCCCGAUAUGGCAGUCUAAUACAUGGUCAAAAUCUUAGAGAUGUUGUAAUUACAGGGCAUAAUGGUACUAUUAAUGGGCAGGGUCAAUCAUGGUGGAUAAAAUAUCGACGAAAACUUUUAAAUUACACUAGAGGCCCGCUUGUGCAAAUUAUGUGGUCAAGUGGCAUUCUAAUUUCUAACAUAACUUUGCGUGAUUCUCCAUUUUGGACUCUCCAUCUGUAUGACUGCAAGAAUAUAACAGUCAGAAAUAUGACAAUCCUGGCCCCAAUCUAUGGAGCUCCAAAUACUGAUGGUAUAGAUCCUGAUUCAUGUGAAGAUAUGUUAAUUGAGGACUCAUAUAUAAGUGUGGGGGAUGAUGCUAUUGCUAUUAAGAGUGGAUGGGAUCAAUAUGGUAUCUCAUAUGGACGACCAUCAAAAAACAUUCAUAUCCGAAACCUUGUAGUCCGUUCCAUGGUCAGUGCCGGCAUAUCAAUAGGAAGUGAGAUGUCUGGUGGAGUGUCAAAUGUCACAGUGGAGAAUGUCCUCUUUUGGAAUUCAAGACGCGCAGUUCGUAUCAAGACAGCUGCUGGGAGGGGAGGAUAUGUUCAAGAUAUUUGCUAUCGGAAUUUGACAUUUAAGGACGUUCGGGUUGGAAUUGUUAUCAAGACAGAUUAUAAUGAACACCCAAACGGAGAAUACGAUCCCAAGGCUGUCCCAGUGCUUCGGGAUAUUAGUUACACAUCAAUCCAUGGAGAGGGAGUCCGCGUCCCUGUUCGGAUACAGGGAAGUGAAGAUAUUCCUGUGAGAAACAUCACUUUCCAGGAUAUGUCAGUGGGAAUCACAUACAUGAAGAAGCACAUAUUCCAGUGUGCUUAUGUUCAAGGCCGAGUAAUAGGAUCUGUUUACCCCGCUCCUUGCAAAAACCUUGAUUUGUAUGAUGAGAAUGAACAGCUUGUGGAGAAGUCCACAUCCCAAAACGUGUCGGAUAUAGAUUACAGUUUUUGAUAAAAUAUGUUUUAGGUGGCAUUGCCUUGCAGAGAGUGGUCAUGGAACUUCCUUCUUUAGUGAUGCUGUUCUUGGUGAAAAUGGCGUAUUAGAGCAUCUCCAAUGGAGCUCCAAUGGUGUAUUGGAGCUCUAUUUCUUGUCUUGCUCUUUAAAUUUGAAGUUAAGAGCUCAUUUAGAGAGCCCCUUGGAGAUGCUCUUAGAGGACACUUUAACCAGUCUUGUUUGUAUUCUCGAAUCAAAUAUGUUUCACUUUUCAACUCUUUGUGGUACACACAAUACAGAGUAUACAGGUAUCAAGUAUCAAGACAAUUAUUGUUAUCGAGGGUUAAACAAUCAUCAUUAUACAAUUGAGGGUUAAACUGUAAUAUCCCAAUCGGUUAGAUAAAGUGUUUGAG